Molecule: messenger RNA, 1299 nt
Organism: Galeopterus variegatus (Sunda flying lemur)
Lineage: Eukaryota; Metazoa; Chordata; Mammalia; Dermoptera; Cynocephalidae
Gene: GPBAR1
Product: G protein-coupled bile acid receptor 1
Exons: 2
Coding region: 167-1174 (335 amino acids)
Biological process (GO): G protein-coupled receptor signaling pathway
Cellular component (GO): membrane
Molecular function (GO): G protein-coupled bile acid receptor activity
Source: RefSeq, a predicted model, not a curated record
GCAAGCGAGCAGAGCGCGGAGCAGAGACACCAUGUACUCACUGGCCAGGACACCAGACAUGGGCCGGCUGCGAUGACUCCCUCACGAUGCUGGGUGAGCAACACCUGUCCCCCACAGCCAUGCAUGCCGGCUGCUGCUCCAGGCCACUCCCAUCCUGAAGCCCAAGAUGACAUCCAACAGCACUGGGGAGGUGCCCAGCCCCAUUCCCAUGGGGGCUCUGGGGAUUUCCCUGGCCCUGGCAAGCCUCUUCGUCACGGCCAACCUACUCCUGGCCCUGGGCAUUGCCUGGGACCGCCACCUGCGCAGCCCACCUGCUGGCUGCUUCUUCCUGAGUCUGCUGCUGGCUGGGCUGCUCACAGGGCUGGCACUGCCCAUGCUGCCAGUGCUAUGGAGCCGGAGCCGCCGGGGCUACUGGUCCUGCCUCCUCCUCUUCUUGGCUCCCAACUUCUCCUUCCUCUCCCUACUCGCCAACCUCCUGCUGGUACACGGAGAGCGCUACAUGGCAGUGCUGCGGCCACUCCAGCCCCCUGGCAGCACUCGGCUGGCCCUGCUCCUCACCUGGGCUUGCCCCCUGCUCUUUGCCAGCCUACCGGCUCUAGGGUGGAACCACUGGGCCCCAGGUGCCAACUGCACCUCCCAGGCUGUCUUCCCAGCCCCCUACCUCUACAUCGAAGUCUAUGGGCUCCUGCUGCCUGCCGUGGGAGCUGCAGCCCUUCUCUGUGCCCGUGUGCUAGCCACCGCCCACCGCCAGCUACAGGACAUCCGCCAGCUUGAGCGGGCAGUGUGCCGCGAUGCACCCUCGGCACUGGCCCGGGCCCUCACCUGGAGGCAGGCAAGGGCGCAGGCUGGAGCCACGCUGCUCUUCGGGCUGUGCUGGGGGCCCUAUGUGGCUACUCUGCUCCUCUCGGUCCUGGCCUAUGAGCAGCGCCCACCACUGGGGCCUGGAACACUGUUGUCCCUCCUCUCACUAGGUAGCGCCAGUGCAGCAGCCGUGCCCGUGGCCAUGGGCCUGGGUGAUCAGCGCUACACAGCCCCCUGGAGGGCAGCUGCCCGAAGGUGGCUGCAGGUGCUGCGGUCAAGAGCCUCCCAGGGCAGCUCUGACCCCAGCACUGCCUACAAUACCAGCAGCCAAUGCAGUGUCAACCAAGACUUGAACCAGGGGAAGGGCUUCUGACUCCUACCAGAAACAUCCAUCCAUCUCAGCCACCAAGCCCCUCUCCACUUGUCCCCACUUCUCUGGAUCAGAGACCCUACCCCUAUUUGAUCACACCCUGUCUGAAUAAAACUACUCUGGACUUU